This is a messenger RNA of Rhizoctonia solani, 996 nucleotides long. RefSeq lists its product as uncharacterized. Gene Ontology annotation, molecular function: rRNA (uridine-N3-)-methyltransferase activity. Gene Ontology annotation, biological process: rRNA base methylation. Gene Ontology annotation, cellular component: cytoplasm. The transcript has 4 exons. Lineage: Eukaryota; Fungi; Basidiomycota; Agaricomycetes; Cantharellales; Ceratobasidiaceae. The coding region runs from base 1 to 996 and encodes 331 amino acids. The record is from RefSeq and is a predicted model, not a curated record.
AUGGGGAGUUCUAAGCACAGUAAAUCUCUCAAGUCUGCAUUACUGUCACACCAAAAACGUCAGACGCAUAAUGUACAACAGGCUGCGAAACAUGCGGCAAUGGAGGCCAAGGGAAAGCACGCUGACAAGGCCGGAAAGAGCAAGAAACGGACAAGAGUGGAGAGCCCUCGGAAGGCAACUGUUCCUUUUGUUCCUACAGACAGGAUACUUUUGAUUGGUGAAGGAAACUUUUCGUUUGCCCAUUCGCUGCUCGACCACCCCUCUAUUCCUUCCCUCCCGCCCGUUAAUAUUACUGCAACCGCCUACGAUUCAGAAUCCGAUUGUCUCGCCAAAUACCCUGAUGCACAAGCCCAUAUAGCCGCGUUAAGGUCGGCAGGCACUACUGUGCUAUUUGGUGUAGACGCUCGACACUUGGACAAGACUUUCCCGUUGAAAACGGCUAGGAAAUGGGACAAGGUCGUCUGGAAUUUUCCGCAUGUUGGCUUGAGUAUCGCCGAUCAGGACAGGAAUAUCGCCGCGAACCAGAGCACAUUAUUAGGAUUUCUGGCGAGUGUAAAGCCAUACUUGGCUGAAGGGGCUAUACCAGAUCCGAACGCCAAAGGAAAGGGUGUCAAGAAAGACAAUGAAAUGACCGAUGAUGAUGACGACGAGGGAAGCAUGGUAUCACCACGGGAGAGUAGGCGCAAGAUGGCCGGGUCGGUGCUUAUCACUUUGAGAGAGCAAGAGCCUUAUACUCUGUGGGACCUCCCUCGGUUGGCCAAAAACCCAGUAAUCCCUGCAACAUCGAGGAGUGUGUCGCCCCAACCUCGUUAUGUUCAGGUUCGAUCCUUUGCUUUUCUUCCAGAGGUUUAUCCUGGAUACGAGCACCGAAGAACGUCUGGAUGGGAUGAAAAGGAGAGCCCACUUGUGGGUGCGAGCAAGUCCUGUGAAAGUGGAAAUCAUGAGGAGAGAGGUUCUUCCAGGACAUGGGAGUUUGUGUUACGACCCGACCAAUGA